This is a messenger RNA of Akanthomyces muscarius, 1278 nucleotides long. RefSeq lists its product as uncharacterized. Gene Ontology annotation, molecular function: trimethyllysine dioxygenase activity; iron ion binding. The record is from RefSeq and is a predicted model, not a curated record. Gene Ontology annotation, cellular component: mitochondrion. Gene Ontology annotation, biological process: carnitine biosynthetic process. Lineage: Eukaryota; Fungi; Ascomycota; Sordariomycetes; Hypocreales; Cordycipitaceae. Bases 1 to 1278 code for a protein of 425 amino acids. The transcript is spliced from 10 exons.
AUGAAGACGAGCUUAGUAGGCGUGUCUCGAGCUAUACGGCCUCUUACACGAAGCUGGUCGGCAGCUAGCUCGGGCGUUCGGCCCAGCGCGAAAUGCUAUUCGACGGCGUUAGAGUCCAAUGCGCGGGGACUACUUUUGAGAAGUGCCGAGUCUGGCAGACAAGUAAACACACUUCUGUCAAAGCUCUGGCUUCGCGACAAUUGUCGUUGCAAUUCAUGUGUCAAUCAGGAUACUAUGCAGAGAAACUACGAUACGUUUGCAAUCCCAGCAGAAAUCGAAGCGGCUGAAAUCUCGCCCAAAGACGAUGGCGUAGAAGUCACAUGGAACGACUCUCAUAAAAGCUACUACCCAUGGUCGUGGUUUUACGAGACGCUGACUGCCAGCACAAACGAUCGCCCACUGGCACAAAGUGAAAAGAAGCUAUGGGGCGCCAGUAUUGCAAACAGCCCCCCCGAAGUUCCUUUCGAAUCUGUCGUAGAGGCACAAAACCUGAGCGGCCUCGCUGACUUGACGGACAAGAUUCGCACCUAUGGCCUUUGCUUCGUGACAAAUACCCCGGCGACACCGCAAGCUUCCGAAAAGCUGUUAAAGACAAUUGGACCCAUUAGAAACACCCACUACGGCGGCUUCUAUGAUUUCGUUCCAGAUCUUGCGUUGGCCGAUACGGCAUACACGAACCUGGCCCUGGCGGCUCACACCGACACGACAUACUUUACCGAGCCCGCGGGCCUGCAAGCAUUCCACUUGCUAUCGCAUACACCGCCUCCGAGCCAGCGCCUGGAAGAGGCUCUGGGCGGCCAGUCGCUGCUCGUCGACGGCUUUCACGCCGCCUCGGUGCUUAAGCAGGAGUCGCCCGAGGACUACGAGACGCUGCGCCGCGUCAAGGUGCCAUGGCACGCAAGCGGCAACCAAGGCGUGGCGAUUGCGCCAGACCGCGCGUAUCCAGUCAUUGAAGGGGAUGCGUCCUUGCACAGGGUCCGCUGGAACAACGACGACAGAGGCGUGAUUCCGCUGGAUGUCGAUGUGAACGCGUGGUACAAGGCGGCGCGCAAGUGGAACGAGAUUUUAACGCGCAAGGAGAGCGAAUACUGGUUCCAGCUUUCUCCGGGACGGAUGCUGAUCUUUGAUAACUGGAGAGUGCUCCAUGGACGAAGCGCGUUUGAGGGCCUGAGACGCAUCUGCGGUGGCUACAUCAACCGAGAUGACUUUAUUUCGCGAUGGAAGACUUCGAAUUUCGAGAGAGACGAAGUCAUUUCUCACAACAUGCAGCUGCGGUGA